Cyprinus carpio (common carp) is the source of this 2073-nucleotide messenger RNA. RefSeq names its product E3 ubiquitin-protein ligase RNF180-like. Gene Ontology annotation, cellular component: endoplasmic reticulum membrane. Gene Ontology annotation, molecular function: metal ion binding; ubiquitin protein ligase activity; ubiquitin conjugating enzyme binding. Gene Ontology annotation, biological process: serotonin metabolic process; positive regulation of proteasomal ubiquitin-dependent protein catabolic process; protein polyubiquitination. The transcript has 5 exons. Lineage: Eukaryota; Metazoa; Chordata; Actinopteri; Cypriniformes; Cyprinidae. The record is from RefSeq and is a predicted model, not a curated record. Bases 429 to 1676 code for a protein of 415 amino acids.
AGAAAAAGAAAAAUGAAGCGUCAAGUAGAAGUCACACAUGCAAACUGUAAAAAAUUACCACAGAUUUCAUUUCAGUCAGCGUGACUGUCAUAUUCCCAUAUGCUGCCAAUUGUUCAGACAGAAAAAGAGCUGACGGUGUCUGUUGAAAAAGGUUGGUCUAGUUAUUUCACCUAAUUUUGCCACCAUUAUAACACAAUGCAUGCAUUGUAGGUUAUUUGAACUCUAUAGGCCCCCAGAGACAAUCGGGUCGCUGAACUGCCACUAUUUAGGGGGCUUUACCUUUGUCAACAUUGCAAAAUACCCCAGGGGGCCAGUAUGUUCCUGCUCACCUCUUCAACAAUGAACUCAAAUGUUUCCUGGCCUGCUGUAGAGUUGGGCACAGUGGGGUGGGGGGUGUUUCGGUUAAACAGUAAGUUUUCCAAUCUGAGAUGGACUCACAUGGAGAAGAGGACCUUGGGCGCACGGCGGAGGCCCUGUGUUUGGAGGUCAGGCCUCUGCAGAAGGCCAAACUUGGAAUCAGACUAGCUCACAGGAAGACGUUCAGUCUGGACUAUACAAAUGCCCACCGGGAGGCUCAUUACAGGGGGCAAAACUCCCCAAGAGGAUACUCUAAUCUGCACUUUCCAGACUGUGAUCUCCAGGCAGGGCAUAUGCUGAGGUCCACAACCAGCCAGCAGGCCUCCACUUCCCCAUGCCAUAGGACAAGCCCUCCUCCCUAUAGCAGGACUGUGAUGCUUUCGAGGAUGUCUGAUCUAGAACCUGUUAGGUCGGAUAUUAUUAGAGGCUCACGCAUCUCUCGCGAGGAUCAGGAAGCGGGCGGCUCCUUCAACCGCAGAGCUCCUCUGAUGUCUCUCAGCAGCUCUGAGGAGGAACAGGAGGCUGGAGAACAGGCUGGCAGAGCUCCAGCAGGGCUCAGUGUGGCUUCAUCCCUGCUUACACCCACUCCCACUGGGGAAUGCAGCCUGUUUAAGAGAGAGAGGAAGCGACUGAAGAGCCUGAGGAGAAGACAGAGGAGGAGAGAGCUCUGCAGACAGAGCCAGCAGCAGGAGAACGUGCAGAGCUCUACAGGGAACCCAUCUAGCAGUAGUGAGGAUGAGGAGCUGCCUGGCCGGGAUCGUGAAGGCUAUAUCUGUGCUGUGUGUCUAGAUGUCUACUUCAGUCCCUACAUGUGCCAUCCCUGCAGCCAUGUCUUCUGUGAGCCUUGUCUGCGGACGCUGGCCAAGAGCUGCCCCACCAACACACCCUGUCCAUUGUGCAGAACCACCAUAACACAUGUCUUCUUCCAGAAAGAACUGAACCAUAUAGCCCGUACGUUCUUCCCAAAGGAAUACCUGUCUCGGAAGCAGAAUUUCCAGAAAGCGGGCUGUGCAAAAUGGCCUCUUCCGAGCUGCCGUAAACUGUUUCGAAUUUUUGGAGGCUUUCGAAGGCAGGCAAAUCCAAUCGGCAGUCGGCAGUUCCCUCACGGGGGCUACCGGCUUGAUGCCUUCAACUUUGAAGAUGAUUCGCAUGGCUGGCGAUUUGACAUGGACAUGAAAGCACAGGGAAGCUGUCUGCGGUGUUUCAGAUCUACAAAAAUACAAAAGUCGGCAAGAAGAGAAUCACGCACUGCAGCUGUUUCUGGACUAUGUGUAGGAAACACCAUCCAGUCACAGAGAGAAAUUAAUUCAUGCAACUAAAAUUCCAGAGUGUGAUGAUCCAUUUACUGUAAAGAUGAAUCAUGAUUUUUGAGUUUGUGGUUUGCCUGAUAUCUGUUUGCUUUUAAACAGAAUUUUGGCUGGCUGCGAGGAGAAGCUUUGCAUGGAUAAUCACAAGUGGACUGUUCAUUUCACUACAAGUUGUAUUCACAUGCUGUAUUUUCAUGUGAAUAAACUUGUAAAAGGUCUUCUUAGAGGUUUGUAAACUAUCGACAACUACGGGUCAGCUUCUAAACUAUUCAUAAAAUGUGCUGAGAAUAAUAGCAUCUCAUUUGUUUUUAACCUUUAUUGCUUGCUUUUACAGCAUUUGUAAAUUUGCCAUAAAGGUUCUUUGUCUGGUCUCAAUACCUAAUACUCAGUUUGUUGUUAGAUAGACUUU